Messenger RNA from Rhopalosiphum padi (bird cherry-oat aphid), 4515 nucleotides. Its product is annotated as la-related protein Larp4B-like. Bases 536 to 4069 code for a protein of 1177 amino acids. Gene Ontology annotation, molecular function: protein tyrosine phosphatase activity. Lineage: Eukaryota; Metazoa; Arthropoda; Insecta; Hemiptera; Aphididae. Gene Ontology annotation, cellular component: nucleus. Gene Ontology annotation, biological process: cell differentiation; positive regulation of DNA repair; multicellular organism development. The record is from RefSeq and is a predicted model, not a curated record. The transcript has 9 exons.
GACUGCGACUCGCGGUAGUAGUAUUCGAGACGUCGUCGUAAACCGCUCCGCAUCCGCGAGACGUACACACUCGCGUUUGCGCGCGAAUUUUUCUCGUCGCGCCCGCGCUACGCGCAAUAGGUAGGUACGGUACUGCGCGAUAGUUUUUUGUUUUUACAUAAGGACGACCUUUGUGAUAUAUCAUAUUUUAAUCGUGUCGUCGAAACCGUUGUGCCACCGAAAAAAUGUACUUAUAAUAAUAAAUCGCGUUCGUUGUGAUUCAUUUAAUGCGUUAAUAUACACAUAUAUAUUAUAUCGUUUAAUAGUGACAGAAAGUGAUAAUAAUAUCGUCUGCAAAAGCGUCGACGAGAACAUCCGAACUCGCGGUUCGUCUCUCCCAACAGCGACGGCGCCGGCAGAGAAGACUGCUCUUGUAGCAGUACCUAUACUUAUAUUCACCGACACAGACCAUCGAUCACUGCAAUUAUUCAAAGCUACUGAGUGAUUUUGACGCACGGACAUUAGCGCAUAAGAAACGUCAUCAGGGUUCGGUCGGAUGCGCGACGACUUUGAUCUUCAGCUGGUGCGGCAGCAGCAGCAGCAACACUUGCAGCAGGAAGACGUAGUCGUCGCCGACGACGACGAUCAGCGGAGGAGGAGUAGACGGCGGAUGCACCAACACCAGCAACACCACCACCAGAACCACGACGACGACGACGACGGGGACGACGGAGACGACGACGACGACGGCGGAGAAAACGCCACCGACGACGGUGACGGCAGUGGCAGCGGUGUCGGUGUCGGCGGUGACGAUCGCGACGGUAACCGUCAUCAGCGGAACAACGACGUCAGUGAACCGGACGCCAAUCGGUUGUUGAACGACACGGACGAUACGGAAGACGAAGCUGACGUCGUCGUCGGCGGUGGUGCGAGCGCGUGCAGCGACGCGACUGCCAACGCGACGGCCAACAGCACCGGCGACGGUGGUGUUGGUGCCGACGUGGACGACGACGACGACGACGACGACGACGUGGACAUGAUGAUGAUGAUAGAUUCGGGUAGACAGCCGACGGUCAUCGGCGGCGGCGAGUCUUCUUCGCCACCGCCACCGUCGCAGCCCGUUACACUUGGCUCGACCAAAGUCGACACGGCCACGACAUCCUCGUCAUCGUCUUCGACGUCGCCGCCACCGCCGUCCACUUCGACAGUGCCGAUGCCGUCUAUCACCACCAGUACCGCGAGUACAACCGCCGCAGGCCAACAGCAGGAUGAUUACGAUAUGACGACAACGGUUCCCAGUGUCAGUUACAGCGGUAUUGGCGACGGUUACCCCACUUCUGUACCGUCAGUGGGUCUUGCCGACAUGAUUGGCAGCGCCGGUAAUCACCUUCACCCACACCACCAUCACCAUUUGCUCCUUUUACAUCACCAGCAGCAGCAGCAGCAGCAACAACAGCAGCAACAACACCAUCAGCACUCUCACCAGUCGCAGCACCAAACCAGCGGUACUGCGGCCACCGGAUAUUACGGCGCUGACGCGGUCGGCGGCCAACAUCACCAUCCAUCGGCGACGGUGCUGCCACUGCCACCACCACCGCCACCGCUACCGUUACUGCUGCACGAACAACAGCAGCAGCAAAUCGGUGGGGAUUUACAGUUACAACUCCAGUUGCACCACCAGCAUCAACAUCAGCACCAGCAGCAACAACAUCAACACCAGCAGCACCAGCAACUGUUGCAGCAGCACCAACACCAGCAACACCAGCAGCAACACCAACACGAAGACUUAUCUCGCCACCUUCAUCACCACCACCAUCAAUUGCAACUGCAGCAACAGCAUCUUGUCGAUCAUCAGCACCAUCAUCACGAACUCACUAGUGCCGCUGCUCAUCACCAUCUGCAGCAGCAACAACACCAGCAGCAACAGCAUCAGCAGUUUUCAACCACUCAUCCACACCACCCACAGUACCUCCAACAGCAACAACAGCGGCAACAGUUCUCGCCGGCUACGGCUGCGGUCACCGCCGCCGCAGCCGCCCUUACUCACCCGCACUAUCACCAGCACCAGCAUCACCACUUGCAGCACCAACAACAUGGCGUCAGCGACGGUGGUGGCGCAGGUGACGAUGACGAUGAGGACGUAGUAACAGCCGCCGCCGCGGCUGCAGCCGAUAAUGGUGGAUAUCCGUCGUCGUCGUCGGCGACGGCCGCUGCCGCCACAGCUGCCGCUUAUGCAGCAGCGGCGGCACUAUACGGUGGUAACUCCGGUGGCCAGGGACAUCACGGUGUUCAUCACCAUGGAGGCCACCACCAGCAGCCACAACAACAGCACAUGCUACAACCACCAGUUGUGCCGGCAGCACCGCAUCAGCAACACGGCAUGCAGCAACAACACCACCACCAGAUGAUGGUGAUCGGUGGCAGUGUUCCUCCGUUAACUACCGCUCCACCGGCAUCCGAUAGUCCUCCUACACCCGCCUUGAUGCAACUGAGGGCAGCUGCAGCCGCUGCCGCGGCCGCAGCGGUGGAUCCAACCGCUGGAGCGGUGUUGUCAUCACCACCCGCCAGCAAGGCGACUAGACGGACAGCAUCAUCAGCGGCCAUAAAUGAUGCGGUCGGUGGCAGCGGGGGCGGUGGAACAACUGGCCGUUGCGGCAGUGGUCGCGGCCGGGGUCGUAGACCGGCCGCCGGUGUUUCGGCUGCGGCCGCGGCGGCGCUACAGCAGCAGCAACAGCAGCAACCGUUACUAUUGCACCCACAACACACGCACCCACACCACCACCCACACAUGCAACAGCAGCAAUUCGGCAGCGGUGGACCACCGGUCGUAUCGGCGACGGCAGCGGCGGCGGCGGUGGCCACGGAACAGCAACAGAGCCCGCCGCUUGACAGGGUGUUCGUGUGGGAUCUAGACGAAACCAUCAUCGUAUUUAACUCGUUGUUGACGGGUGGCUACGCGGUGGCUCACGGCAAGGACCAGCGGGUCAUGCAGCAACUCGGGUACCGGAUGGAAGAGAUGAUAUUCACGUUGGCCGAUCAGAAUUUCUUUUUCAACGAAAUCGAGGAGUGUGGCGGCGGCGACCAGGCGCAGCACAUCGACGACGCCGCGUCCGACGACAAUGGCCAGGACCUGUCUGGCUACGACUUUGGUGCCGACGGGUUUUCCGCGUCCACAGCCUCCACCCAACACCACCAAAACCACUUUAUCAACCAGCACCACUUCAACAGCACUGGUGCGAGUUCUGGCAAUAAUCACCAGCAACACCUGCAGUACCACCAGCAGCAGCAACAGCACCAGCAACAGCAGCAACACCAUCACCCGCACCAACACCAGCAGUAUCAGACGCAGCCGUACCAGCACCAGCAACACCAGCAGCACCAACACCACCACUUGAUGGGUGCCGGUGGCGGGGGCCCGGCCGUCGCCAAUCCGUCGUCCGCCGGCGGUCUGAGGGGAAGCGGUGGCCUGAGGGGUGGUGCUGUUGGAGGUGGUUCCGGCGGCGGCGGUGGCGUGGACUGGAUGAGGAAGUUGGCGUUCCGGUACCGACGGGUCAAGGAGUUGUACAACCAGUACCGGAACUCGGUCGGAGGUCUGUUAGGACCUGGCAAACGGGACGCUUGGCUUCAGCUUAGAAGCGACAUCGAAUUGCAUACAGACGACUGGCUAACGAUGGCUGUCAAGUGCUUAAACGUCAUCAAUUCUAGGCCUAACUGUGUCAACGUGUUGGUUACCACCACGCACCUGAUACCAGCGCUGGCCAAGCUGCUCCUAUACGGUCUCGGACAACAUUUUGCCGUGGAAAACGUGUACUCGGCCUCCGGUGGCGGUGGAGGUCCAUCGACGGGCGGUGGUAAGUCCGGUGGUGGCGGCGGUGGCACUCCGGGGUCUGCAACAUCGACUGGAUCGUCAAAAGAGUCGUGUUUUGACCGGGUGGUACAGAGGUACGGCCGUAAAUGCACGUAUGUGGUUAUCGGUGAUGGAGCUGAAGAGGAAAGGGCCGCCAGACAGAUGAAUUUUCCGUUCUGGCGGGUGUCCGGUCACAGUGACCUUCAGGCUCUGUACAACGCCCUCGACAUGGGAUUUCUCUAAACUGACUAGAUACUACUAAACGGAAACAGCAGCAUCAUCAGUGAUAACAUCGGCAGUGUCAGCAGCAGCAUCAUCAGUGUCAGUGAUAUCGUCGUGUAUAUAUAAUAAUAAUAUGUGUGAGAUUCGACCCAGUGACGACGUUAUAAUAAUAUUAUAUAGUAUUUUUUAUUUUAUUAUUUAGUAGUAUUGAAUUGUUGCGUGUAAAUAAUAAUGUAAUAUUAUUAUAUUAUAAAUAUAUAAUAUAAACCACACGAGUAUCGCGACAACGGCGGUGUAGUGUAUAUAAUAAUCAAUUAGAAACGCCGUCGUAAAUUAUGUGUUUUAAAAUGUUUGUAUAUUAUUACGUUUUAUUUUUAUGUGUCUACAAUGUUUUUGGAGUGACUGUGAGUUCGUAUUUUUGUUCUCACGUGUAAUAUUAUAUUAUAAUAUAUCAUUAUUACUCUGUA